GGGAUCCUAACCUAAGAUGGACCGCACUGUGAUCUUCCUAUGGGUGCUCUUUUCAGCUACAGCUUAUACAACGAGAGGACAAAAUGCAAUUAGACUAGUCAAUGGAAGACACAGAUGCGAAGGACGGGUGGAAGUGUACUACAAUGGAAGGUGGGGGACGGUCUGUGAUGACUUAUGGCAGAUGGACAAUGCACGAGUAGUGUGCAGACAGCUCGAAUGUGGAGUUGCUCUCUCAGCACCUGGUAGUGCUCGAUAUGGCUCAGGCUUGGGUGCAGUUCUUAUGGAUAAUGUUGUCUGCCGUGGGAGUGAAGAACGUCUAGACCAUUGUACCCACAGAGGCUGGGGAGUCCAUGAUUGUUCCCACAGUGAAGACGCUGGUGUCUCCUGCUCAGAACUGAAUGUCCGAAUGUUGCCUGCAACUGAGCAGACUUCAGUGAAACUGCAUUUGCUACAAUAUUUCAAGAUUUCCCUAACAAGCUUUCUCCCCUUCUUUUCUUUAUUCUUUUUAUUACUAAAUUCUGCUGAAGAUGUUCCUUCUACAUCUGCCUAUAGCUGUGGCCAGACUUUCUCAGAUCCAGAGGGCUCAUUUACUGGUACAUAUUAUGAUGGAGACAGAAAAAUCUUGGAGUGUCUUUGGAAAAUCCAGCCCAGUAAUAAUCUUCCUAUAAAGAUAAGCAUUGAUUAUGUGGAACUAGACUGCAGUCAUGACUAUAUUGAAAUCUUUGAUGGAGAGAUAGACACAUCAGCAAAACUGGGAAGAAUAUGCAGUGGUUCUGACUCGACAUUCAUUGCGUCUUCCGGCACGAUGUCAGUUUUGUUGCACAGAGAGUCUUCCCAAGAAGGUCUAGGCUUUUUUGCCUAUUAUGAGACAGGAGCUUUUACAGUGACCCCUGAACCACCUAUCACAAUGACCAAUGAAAUAACUGGUCUUAGCAUACAAACUGAAGCAUCUGGUAAAAGGCAUCUGACCUACCUCCAUAAGAGAGUGCUAAAUCUUAGUUUUGAGUAUGCUGACUUUUUAGAAUGA
This is a messenger RNA of Pogona vitticeps (central bearded dragon), 1027 nucleotides long. The record is from RefSeq and is a predicted model, not a curated record. Lineage: Eukaryota; Metazoa; Chordata; Lepidosauria; Squamata; Agamidae.